AUGGAAUUUCAAGAUGAUGAAAUUGUAAUAUCCGGUAUUGGUGGUAGAUUUCCAGAAGCUGAUAAUUUUGUUGAAUUAUCAGAAAAAUUAUUAUCGGGACAAGAUCUUGUUACUAAAGAUCCUAGAAAAUUAACAAAAGGAUAUUUUGAAGAUUUACCCGAAAGAAAUGGAAGAUUUAAAAUUAAUUCUGCACUUUUUGACUACACAUAUUUUGGUAUAUCUAAAAUUGUUGCUUCUGCUAUGGAUAACAUGAUAUGUCAAUUACUUCAAAGAACUUUAGAAGCUGUUAUUGACGCUGGUAUCAAUCCGAGUGAUUUGAGAGGUACUGACACGUCUGUUUUUACCGGUACCUGUCAUUCGGAUUCGGAUUUGGAAUGGUCUUCGAAUGUUAAAGUCGGUUAUGGUAUAAUGGGAAGGAAUAGAUGCAUGAACAGCAAUAGAAUAUCUUAUUGGCUUGAUUUAAACGGUACAAGUUAUUCGACGGAUUGUGGUUGGGCUAAUGGUUUGUCAAAUAUUUGGCAAGGAUUUAAUGCGAUCAAAUCGGGAAAAUGUGAUACGGCAAUCGUGGGAGCUUGUAAUUUACAAAGUUUAGCAUUGCCAACUAUGCAAAUAAAAGAUAUGGGAUUAUUAAGUUUGGACGGUUUGACUAGAUGUUUCGAUGAUUCAGCAAACGGAGGAACUAGAUCUAGCGCGGUUGUGGUAUUGGUACUCCAAAGAGCUUCCAUCGCAAAAAGAAUUUAUGCCACUGUUGGUCACGUGUUAUCAACAACUAUUGCAAAUAAAAAAGAUGUCAUCUGUAAACCCACUCAACAAGAUUGGGAAGCUUUAUUUAAUGAAUUUUACGAAGCAUCAAAGAUAAACGUUGAUGAUAUUUAUUACGUUGAAGCUCACGGUUCCGGCAUGAAGGUCCAUGACGCAUCCGAACUUAAUGCAUUGUCUAAUUUCUUUUGUCGAAAUCGGAAAACUCCACUUUUGGUGGGAUGCGUUAAAAGUAAUAUGGGUCAUUCAGAAUCCGCAGCAUCUUUGUGUGGAGUUGCUAAAGCGAUAAUAGCUUUUGAAAAAGAAAUAAUACCACAAAAUUUACAUUAUGAAAAACCAAAUUCGUUAUGUCCUGCUUUAGCGAAAGGAACAUUAAAAGUGGUAGAUAAAAACACACCACUUCCUCCCAAUGCGUGGAUAGCAAUUAAUUGUCAUAGUUUUAAUGGAACGUAUGGACACAUCGUUCUCAAACCAAAUUUAAAAAAAAGGAUAAUCAAAGAUGAUAAAAUUCCCAGAUUGGUUUUAUUGGCGGACAGAACGAUCGAUUCAAUGGGUGAUUUGUUCGAAAAGGUGGAAUCCGUACCUUACAAUCCUGAAUACAUUGCAUUAUUGCACGAAAUAAAUUCGAAAAAAGUCGAAAGAUAUCUCGGACGAGGUUAUACGAUAUUACCCGUACCUGAAAAUCCCGUUCGUGAAAGUCAGGCGUUCAACGAAGAAAAACGUCCGAUUUGGUUUGUGUUUGCCGGAAUGGGAAGUCAAUGGCCGGGAAUGGGAAAAAGGUUAAUGGAUUUACCUUUGUUCAGAGAAUCAAUUGAAAGAUCUCAUAAAAUUUUACAAUCCAAAGGUUUAGAUUUAAUUAAAAUAAUUACCGAAAAUGAUCCAAACGUUUUUGAUAACGUUCUUCAUUCAUUUGUCGGUAUUGCUGCCAUUCAGAUUGCAUUGAUUGAUGUCCUUAAAGUUUUAAAUAUAAUUCCGGAUGGACUCAUCGGACAUUCUGUUGGUGAAUUAGGUUGUUCUUUAGCGGAUGGUUGCUUCACUUCGGAACAAAUGAUUUUAGCUGCUUACUACAGAGGAGUCGUCUCGAGAGAAGCCGAUUUGAUUCGUGGAUCCAUGGCGGCCAUUGGAAAGGGUUAUAAGGACAUUAAAGAUGAAUUACCAGAAGAUAUCGAUGUCGCUUGUCAUAAUUCGGCCGAUAAUUGCACGAUAUCUGGACCGGAAGAAUCCAUUGAAAAAUUUGUUAGCGAAUUAAAAAAAAAAGAAAUUUUAGCAAAAGCUGUUAACGUCUCACACAUUGCUUAUCACAGUAGAUACAUUAAACCGGCAGCUCCUAAACUUUUAGAAUAUUUAAAAAAGGUUGUACCUAAUCCAAAAUUACGUUCUUCGAAAUGGAUCAGUACUUCUAAUCCGGAAGAUAAAUGGGAUACGGACACUGCAAAAUAUUGUUCGGCGGAAUAUCACACUAAUAAUUUAUUAAGUUGCGUCAUGUUCGAAGAAGGUAGCAAACACAUUCCGAAGAAUGCUAUUUGCAUAGAAAUAGCACCUCAUGGAUUAUUGCAGGGUAUAUUGAAACGAUCAUUGGGUGAAGAAGUCACGAAUAUUCCUCUGACUAGCAGAGCAAGUUCGGAUCCUCUGAUAUUUUUAUUACAAGCUCUUGGAAAGAUGUACAUGGCAGGUAUAGACAUCAGCAUAAUGAAUUUAUAUCCAAAAGUUGAAUUUCCAGUAUCGAGAGGAACUCCUUCUCUAAAUAAUUUACAACAUUGGCGUGAACAAAAAUUAACACCAUCACUCACUCCAAUAGGAAACAAGAUCGUUCAUUCUUUUAAAAAUCGACUCAUGAAGUUGACCGACGAUUGUACGGGAGUAAUUAUUAACGGGAAAAAUAAAUAUCCGUUGGGAAUUUUCCUGAAUUUGUCUUGGGAAUUAUUUGCAUCACAAAAAAAAAUUUUGACGGAUGAAUGUCCGAUAUUAAUACAAAAUUUUAAAUUGAUUGAUUACAUCGACGUUCACUUAUCGGAAAGCGAUAAUAAAACAAUUUAUUUUUUAAACGGUUCCGGAGAUUUUGAAAUUGUCAAAGGAGAUCAAUUUAUCGGAUGCGGAAACAUAACGCCGCUCAAAGAAAAACCGUUACCGGAAAAUAACGUUCGAAUUGAAAAAUACGAUUUGAUCGGAGAUGAAAUUUACGAAGAAUUAAAAAUAAAAGGAUUUACGUUUGGGAAAAAUUUUAAAAUUUUAACCGGAGUUUCGUAUAAUUCAAACGGAAUCCUAGCGGAAAUUCCAGUGACGAAUAAUUGGAAUCAAAUUAUCGAAGCCAUGAUACAAGUUCAUUUACUUUUCAUGGAAGAUAAAACGGAUUUAAUGUAUCUUCCAUUAUUUUUCGAUCAAUUGGAAAUAUCUUGUCAGAAACACAUCGAAUACACGAAUUCUCUCAAUCCCGGAAAUGAUCGUUUAACGGUCGUUUACGAUUACAUAACGAAUAACGUUAGUUGCGGCGGUCUCAAUCUUAAAAGAUUAAAAUGCGUUGAAUGUCCGAAAAUAAGAAACGAAUUAAGUUUUAAAAUGUCGAGUUUUUUCCCAUACACGAAUCCUCCUUUGCAGAACGUCAUGGAAUUUUCCGAUUUUUGUUUCGGAAUUAUAUUGGAUAAUUUGGACAGUGCGAAAAAAUUUCGUGGUUUGAAUUUGCUGGAGAUUGUUGAUAAAAAUUCAUCCAUCGGUGAAUAUUUAAAAGAAAUUUAUUACGAUGUCGAGAUUAAAAUCAAAACGGUUUCGAAUUUUUCAUCCGUCAAUAAAAAUAAUUUUAAUUCUCUAACAACGGAUUUUUGCAUCGCUCCCUCGGGUUUUCCCGGAAAAGAAUGUUUCGAAUUUGUCAAAAAUGGCGGUUUCGCUCUCGUUAAAUCAUCUUCGAAAAUCGACGUUCCACCGUCGUGGGUCGUUGUUGCCAAAUUUACCAAUUCGAAUAAACAAGAGUAUUUGUUUUUAAAAAAGGUGAAUCAAACCGAUAUAAGAGAUUUUGAAUUCAUCGACAUGGACGAAGAAUCGGAAAAUAGUUUGAUGAGUAAAUUGAAUGAUUUAAAAUCGUCAUCGAAAACUACGGUUUUGAUAAGUCGAAAAAAACGGGCGGAAGGGGUUGAAAAAUUUAAAACUCAUCUGCAAUCGAAAAUCGACGACGUACUUUUAAGAUGGAUUUUCAUUUUCGAUUCGAACGCUCCGCCAUUUGACGUCAAAGAUUUAUUUUAUUCUGAACAAUUGAAAAAAGGUUUGAUAACGAACGUUUAUUCCGACGGUUAUUGGGGUUGUUAUUAUAAAUAUAAUUUCAACGAUAAGAGGGAAGUCAAUUUUAAAUUGGAAGAAAAUUCGGAAUUGAAAACGAAUUACAUAAGUUUCGAUCCGAGAGAAAGUUUAAUAAAAUUAAAUCAAGUAAAUUUUCAGUUUCAAUGCGAUUUAUACUUAUUUAAGAAAAAGAAAUUAUUAAUUAAAAAAAUGUUUUUUCAGGUUGAAUUUUCCGGAAAAGUGAAUAAUAAAAGAGUGAUGGGAAUUAGUAAAUUGGAAAAUUAUAGGAAAAUAAUACCGGAAAAAUAUUUGAUUUGGGAAAUGCCAGAAUCAUGGACUUUCGAAGAUGGUGCCACGAUUCCGAUUUCAUAUGCUUUGGCUUAUUAUUGUUUGGUUAUACUCGGACGUGUUAAAAAAGAAGAAAAUGUUUUAAUUACGGAUGCUUUGACGUGCAUCGGUCAGGCUGCUGUUUCCGUCGCACUUUCAUUGGGUAUUAAUGUUCACGUGACCGUCGGUAGCGAUAAAGAAAUGGCCGCCAUUAAAAAAUUAUUUCCAAAACUCGAAAAUUCAAAAAUAAUGAAUCACAACGAAGGAAAAUACGGAUCGAAAUGGCAAUUGAAAAAUCCAGACAAUUUAAUGAGUUUACUUUUUAAUACUUUGGACGGUGAAAAAUUUUUUUCAAUAUUACCAUUGGUUGCCGAAUUUGGUAAUAUUUGUCAUUUCGGAAAAGAAGAUUUAAAGAAAAAAACAAAAUUGGGUACUUACAUGUUUUUGUUAACGAUGUCAUUUUACGGUUUAUCACCCGACGUUGUUAUUAAUUUACCAGAAGACGACAAGAAAACAAUAAAUCAAUUAAUUGGACGAGGUUUAAAAGAUGGCGUCGUUAAACCUUUACCGAGGAUCGUUGUCACCGUAACGGACGUUCAAGAAAGAUUAGAAAAUUUGGCAAAAUCGUCGGCAUACGUGAAAUCUUUGCUUAAAGUAGAAAAUAAAAAAACGAAUUACAUUCAAUUCGAUUCGAAAAAAUCUUAUUUGAUAUUGGGUGACGAAACUGAUUUAUGGGUCGAUAUCGUGAUGUGGAUGCUCGAAAGAAAAGUGACAAACAUAAUAGUUGGAAGGAGGGACAAAACGAAAAGAAGUCAACUGCGAAUGCCCAUAAUUAAAAACAAUCAAAACGUUUUCGUUUUCGAACAUCAAAACGUCGAGAAAUUAUUAAACGAAGCACGGAAAUUGAGUCCUCUGUCGACAGUAUUUUACUUAUCCAUGAAUUCGACCGAAGUAAGUCCAACUUUAUCAACUCUGGAUAAAUUGUACAGAGAUCCGGAAGGUUAUUUCGUUGCCGUAACGAAAACUCAAGGUUUACUAUCGGAAAUGUGCAGAGCGAGAAGUAAAAACGGUUUACCCUCGACGAAUUUCAUAUGGGAAACGGAAACGGUCGAAAUGACGUCACAUUUGGAAUCAAUGGCAAAACUCAGCGGUCAAAGUUCGGUUGUUUACGUCACUCCACCGCCAUUGCUCUCGGUUGCCGAUCAAAGAUUGAGCGAUCUUUUACCGACGUCCAUCGAAGAUUUUUGCGAAAUCGGUUCAACUUUAAGCGAUAAAGUUGAAAUAAUUCCACUCAAUACGGUUUGCGGACCGCAAAGAGACACACUGCAAGAAAUCACUCCAUUCAUAAUAAUACCAGGUUUGCAAAAAGAACCUACGAAAUUUCUCGAACCUUUCGUUUCCAAUUUUUUAUAUCCGGCCGUUUGCGUUAAAAUCCCCGACAUGGAAUUGUCGAUACCACAAAUGGUUAAUUUCAUCCUACCGGAAAUUGUAAAAUUUAACAAAAUAAAUUAUUACAACAUAAUCGGAAUUCAUUGGGGAAGUCAUUUGGCGAUGGAACUGACGAAACAAUUGGAAGAAAUCGGUGCCGUAGUAGGUUUGAUAUUGAUGGAAGGACCCAUUCAAAACGUUGAAUCCCUCGUGACGAAAUCACUCGAAUGGGAUUUUCUUAACAUAAUACAAGGAAAAUUUAAAACGACGGCAGUGGAUUUAAAGAUGGAUAACGAAUCCCUUUCGAAGCUGAGUUGGAGAGGACAAUUAAACACGGUUUUAACAUCGUUAAAUUUAUCGGAGGAAAAAGAAAAAGAUUUUUGCAAGGGUGCCAUGUUUGUUUACAACAAUUUGAAAGCACUUUUGAACCACGACGUUGCGAGCAUUAAAUUGAAAGGACCUUUUACCGUUAUCGUGAGCGGUCAAAGGAAUUUCGACGAUAAGGACAUAUCAAAGAUAUGCAGAUCGAUAUCGAUUCGAAGUUUUCCAAUAACGACCGAUGAAUUAUUCACGUCUCAAGAAGUUUGGAGAAUAAUUCAAGGUUCGGCCAUAUCACACGCCAUGAGCAAAAACACGGUUCACGAAUGUUCGUGGACGGCAUUGGAAGAUUUUAUAAGCAGUAAAGAUAAUUCACAGACUUAUCAAAAUUUAAAUUCUUGCAACGUCAAAUUUUCAUUUUCCUGUUGA
Pediculus humanus corporis (human body louse) is the source of this 6528-nucleotide messenger RNA. Its product is annotated as fatty acid synthase, putative. Gene Ontology annotation, molecular function: fatty acid synthase activity; oxidoreductase activity. Bases 1 to 6528 code for a protein of 2175 amino acids. Gene Ontology annotation, biological process: fatty acid biosynthetic process. The transcript is spliced from 32 exons. The record is from RefSeq and is a predicted model, not a curated record. NCBI's taxonomy places the organism in Eukaryota, Metazoa, Arthropoda, Insecta, Psocodea, Pediculidae.